AUGGCGGGACCGACGGUUACUGCGAGUUUGUACUCCCUGCUGUUCCGCAGAACCUCCACUUUCGCCCUCACUAUCGCUGUGGGCGCCCUGUUCUUCGAGCGCGCCUUUGAUCAAGGCGCGGACGCGAUCUACGAGCACAUCAAUGACGGGAAGCUGUGGAAACACAUCAAGCACAAGUACCAGCAAUAA
Chrysochloris asiatica (Cape golden mole) is the source of this 189-nucleotide messenger RNA. RefSeq names its product cytochrome b-c1 complex subunit 9-like. Lineage: Eukaryota; Metazoa; Chordata; Mammalia; Afrosoricida; Chrysochloridae. The transcript is spliced from 2 exons. The coding region runs from base 1 to 189 and encodes 62 amino acids. The record is from RefSeq and is a predicted model, not a curated record. Gene Ontology annotation, biological process: mitochondrial electron transport, ubiquinol to cytochrome c.